AUGUUUUCUCCAUCCAGACCCGAGUGCUUCACCUGGCUUAGUCUACUGAUAACAGAAAGCAUCAUCAUAGUAACUUUCAAUGUCGUCACUAUAAUCAUUUUUAUGAGAAACCGCAGUCUACGCACACGUGGUAUGUACUUGGUGAUAAACUUAGCCGUUGCAGAUGCAAUGUCGGGGGGAUUUUCUGAGUGUAUGCUUUUUGUCUACCUUGGAGGAUGGUGUGACUUCUGGAAGUUCAACCUGACUGGGGACCGGCGAAAACUAUCUGUGGCUAUGGAACUGUUAUUUCCCGUUUCUUCCAUCUCAGGCAUAGUUGCGAUUUCUAUACAACAGCUGCACGCCAUAUUCCGUCCGUUUCAACAUCGCGUGGUCAAGAAGAGGGUGUACGGUGUAGCAAUUGCGAUUGUGUGGAUUGCAGCGGCAUUGAUAUCGACAUUGCAACAUCUCAAAAUUAAUUAUCUGACCCUUUGGAUAUCUUUCACUUCCAUUUGCCUCUUCAUUAUUUGCGUCUCUUACACUAUGACGGCUUUGAAAUUUUUUCGUGGAAGGAACGUUCAACACCAUGGUGCAUCUAUCAGGGACAGAAAACUGACCGUGACAUUGGUCAUUGUGACACUGGUAUCUUUACUUUUGUGGUUACCGUAUGUUAUAUGCUCUUUUCUUUUGAUCACUUCUGCCAACUUUCGCUCCCUGCCUGAUCAAUUACUCUUUCGUCUUAAUUUUUCAUUAAUUGUACUGUACUACGCAAACUCUCUUGUAAAUCCCAUUCUGUACGCGAUUCGAAUGCCAGAGUUCAAACGAGCAUUGAUUUCACUAUUGCGAUGUCAGGGAAACCAAGUAGCUGUAGCAGUUCUUGCUGCCCGAGGGAAU
Porites evermanni is the source of this 870-nucleotide messenger RNA. The record is from the annotation of a GenBank genome assembly. NCBI's taxonomy places the organism in Eukaryota, Metazoa, Cnidaria, Anthozoa, Scleractinia, Poritidae.